Molecule: messenger RNA, 1891 nt
Organism: Athalia rosae (coleseed sawfly)
Lineage: Eukaryota; Metazoa; Arthropoda; Insecta; Hymenoptera; Athaliidae
Exons: 2
Coding region: 136-597 (153 amino acids)
Source: RefSeq, a predicted model, not a curated record
AAGACAUGCCAGACGACUACCGUAUUUUUAUGUUCAGUGCGACCGGUGACCAUUCGCACUUCGGAACCGAUGUAAGCAAAAAGCGUUGAGCAAAGAGUUUCAAAGUAAAACUGUACACUAAAACCGUAUAUUAAAAUGUUAGCGUCUGUGAAACAGCCAUCAACUUGGGAUACAUCUAAAUCUUAUAUUACAUAUCAGUACCAUUUGGUACCGGUUUCCAGUUUUACUUCAGAGUUUGAUGCAGUUGCAAGUUACUUUACCGAACCCAAAACUCAAAUAAAAACUGUUGAAAGAGUACAAAAUCCAUAUCAAUACGGCAAAUUUAUUUUAUUUCAACUUCAGAAAGGUGGAGUACAAGAGAAGACAUUGUUUAUGCCUGUAAGUCAGGAAAAACUCACCACUGCAUUAAAGCACAAUUGCGAUUUUCGUCGCCUGAAGCACCGGUGCGAUAUGUUUUACGAAUCGCCUCAGGAUUUGCCAUCUGACAGCACGAUAAUCAUAAUUCUUAAAACACUAAGUGGGUAUUCUUGUUACGAUGCUGGGCGGUACCCCCAGUAUAUUGUGACAUUAAACACCGAUCACAUUGAGAUCCAGUAAUAGAUAAUUGGGAUCUAUUAUUGUCAGAGAACUCACAUUGAAUAUCAGCAAAGACUUGUGGAAAAUCAUCAAUACUAUUGAUUAUAUUUAUCAUGUUACACUUUUGUACUGUCUUGCAUUUAAUUAAACUUAUGUUGGUUUACAACAUAUAUGUAUUACUACAUAUUUUUAGAAACGCAAACAACACAUCUCACAGUAGCUUCUACCAAAUUUGUUCAAAGUCUAAUUACUUCUUCCAAGUUUAUCAUUUCGUUUUUCCAGUCAACUUCUUAUCUCGAUAUCAAUUUAUGUGGGCAAUGUUUUUGAGAGUGAAUAAUUUGAUUUCUAAUUGUUGGGAGGUAUGAUGUUUUUAUUUUGUGUUAUGGAUCAUCGAACAAUACAAUUAAUGAAGUACUUUUUACGCUGCAUAGGUAUAGUAAGUUUCAGUAAAAUGUGCAAAUUCGAUUAUGUUGAUAUAAAAACUUAACAAGAUUUUGACACAUGGUCUGUGUACUUGAUAAUUUUCUCAGUUUGAUUUCAGUGGUAAAUAUAGUCUGCUUUUUGAAAGGUAUUGUGCGUAAAAAACUUGUUUCCUAUUGAAUUGUGAUAUCCUUUAGCAAUUAUAUUGUGUACUAAUUAUAAGUUAUUACAUAAUUAUAUGGACUUUAAUGCGUGUGAUCUACUAAAGCCCUUAGCUUCACGAUUACCUGUAAUGCAAUAUGGUCGCUUUUCUCUCCGUAAGUCCUUAAUAGUAAUAUGCACUUUUAAAAUUGACUCAGUAUGAAAACAUUUUUACAACAUAACAACUUGUUCUUUUCAUUUUAUUUUUUUCAAAAUUUACUUGAGAUAAUAAAAUCAGUCCUCCAUGCCAAGCUCUUUUGCAGAUUCAGUAUUAUAAUUGGCAAAAUAUUAUGUCCACAUCUUUAAUUGAUCAAUUCAAAGCUUAUUCAAGUAUUAUCAUUGAAUUUGGUAGCUUCUCCAAAUAUUUAAUAGUUCAUAUAAAAAUGAAUUCCAAGACUUUAUUUCUCAAAAAAAUAAGAUACCUUAGAAAUUGAAAAAACUUUUCCAAUUUGCCAUGUUCAACUCUGUUAUCAAUACGUCAUUUGUGAACAAUGAUCCACAAUCAGCUUUAUUUCCAAAGAAUUAUUGAAAAAAUAAUAGACUACGAGAAAAGUUUUAUUAUAAUGUUAACUAGUAUUCUCAAGUACAUCGAUUCUGGUGCAAGACAAUUAUUUAGUAAUAAGGUACGAUUGAUACUUUGUACGUGUUUUGUAUUAUUAUGUCUAGAUUAAAAAUUUUCCAAAAUUUCCUAAUA